UGAAAAACUACAUUAGAGAAAGAAAACGACACACAUGUUAAAGCAGAAUGGGUUUAGAAAUGGUCAGAGGAGAGUUGAGGAUUUUGGGAGUGGGAAUCGAUUUCUUGUGUGUCUGUAGCUACGGAUUCGAUUCGAGUGACCAAAGGAACUCGAUUUAUUGGUUCUAAAGUCUCCAAAUCAGAAAAUUCAGAGACGAGCCCUAAAUGGCAGCUCCGGAAGAUUCAAAGAUGUCUCCGGCGAAUUCGUUUGGAGCUGUCGUUCUCGGCGGUACGUUUGAUCGAUUACACGAUGGGCAUCGAAUGUUCCUCAAGGCGGCGGCGGAGCUGGCCAGGGAUCGGAUCGUAGUGGGAGUCUGUGAUGGCCCAAUGUUGACGAAAAAGCAAUUCUCUGACAUGAUUCAACCCAUUGAAGAAAGGAUGCGUAAUGUGGAGACCUAUGUCAAGUCUAUCAAGCCCGAGCUGGUUGUACAAGCCGAACCCAUUACAGAUCCAUAUGGCCCUUCUAUCGUAGAUGAAAAUUUGGAAGCUAUUGUUGUCAGCAAAGAGACAUUACCUGGUGGCUUGUCAGUUAACAGAAAAAGAGCAGAAAGAGGUCUUUCACAGCUUAAGAUUGAAGUUGUGGAAAUAGUUUCUGAUGGAUCGAGUGGAAAUAAGAUAAGUUCAAGUACUCUGAGAAAAAUGGAGGCUGAGAAAGCGUCUAAACAAAAACAACCAGCAGAAGAAAAAGCAUCAUGAACUCAUCAUAUAUAAACUCUCAACUUUGCAUGUAAUUUAAUACUCUUUUGUAUACUCAAAAUGCUGUAAAUUGGAUGCAAUAGAUCAAUAAAGGUCCAAGCUUUGCAUUCUUUAACUCGGAAUAUGAACUAGUCCUGUAAAAUCAACUUUUGGUCAAUAAAGGUCAAGACUUUUUGCACAAUAAAGGUCGAGACUUU
Arabidopsis thaliana (thale cress) is the source of this 931-nucleotide messenger RNA. RefSeq names its product 4-phosphopantetheine adenylyltransferase (gene COAD). Gene Ontology annotation, cellular component: cytoplasm. The record is from RefSeq and is marked reviewed. The coding region runs from base 204 to 734 and encodes 176 amino acids. The transcript is spliced from 6 exons. Gene Ontology annotation, molecular function: catalytic activity; pantetheine-phosphate adenylyltransferase activity. Gene Ontology annotation, biological process: coenzyme A biosynthetic process. Lineage: Eukaryota; Viridiplantae; Streptophyta; Magnoliopsida; Brassicales; Brassicaceae.